CAUGCUGUCGCCUCGGGCGCGCACCGACUCUUAACGCGAUCCAGCACAUGGGACCUGCGGGGCUCGCUUGGGUGCCUUCCCUGCCGGAGGGUCCCGCCCACCUCGUGUCCUGAGAGCCUCGAAGCCCCCCCUUUCUCCCCCGACCGCUUCCCAGCCAAGGCUGCACAGAAGGUUUGCUGCUCCCUCCUCCUCGCCUCCCUCUGCAGUUUUCUCUCCAUGGGGCGCAGGAACGGGACAUGAAGGUGGGCCGAGGUGGGCAAGGAAGGUGGCAUGUGGAGCUCCUGCUUGGGGACCCUUCCAGCUUGCCCCAGUUCUCCGGGGGCCUCCAGGACCCGGUCCCUGACAGGCGCCUGCUGGAGGUGAUUUGGAAGAAGAUGCACCUGUUCCGCAGCUGCAGCUACCAGAUCCAGCUGGAGGGGCAGGUGGGCAGCAGUGCUCCCAGGAUCCAGGGUAUCCGAUGGACUCCUCUUCCAGACAGCGAAUCAGUCUUGGUGUCUGACCACAGCCUCAAGCAGGCUUCCUCAAACAAAAUCCAGAGAGCAGGGAGGCUCCUUGGUGUGCACUUAAUCAUCACUUACCCAGACCUAAUCCGAGAUCACAAGCACCAUCUUCGGCUUUAUAGGCAGUGCUGUUCUGGGAAGGAGCUGGUGGAUGCGCUGCUUAAUGCAGGACUUUCUGUGCAGACCCGCAGCCAGGCCCUUGGGCUUUGUCAAGUGCUAAUGGAUGAAGGGGUCCUCGUUCAUGCUCGACAAGAGACCUAUUUCCAAGAUCGAGAGGCCCAGUUCUUCCGCUUCGUUGCCCUGGAUCCUCAGACAGAAGACCGAGAUGGUGAGGAGCUGCUGGAGGCCCUGGCGUUGCUCACCCAGCUGGGCCCUAUGGCCUUGCUCACCACCAUCCUGCGCAAACCCCCUGGCCAGCGGACGGAGGAGGAGCUAGCUCUGAUCUUUGAGGAGCUGCUGCACAUCAAAGCGGUCGCCCAUCUCUCCAGUUCGGUGAAAAGAGAGCUGGCUGCUGUCCUGCUGUUUGAGUCCCAUGCAAAGGCUGGAACCGUGUUGUUCAGCCAAGGAGACAAGGCCACCUCUUGGUACAUCAUCUGGAAAGGAUCAGUCAAUGUUGUCACACAUGACAAGGGCUUGGUGGCCACCCUUCAUGAGGGCGAUGACUUUGGGCAGCUGGCGCUGGUGAACGAUGCCCCCCGGGCAGCCACCAUCAUCCUCCGUGAAGACCACUGCCACUUUCUACGGGUGGACAAACGGGACUUCAACCGUAUCUUAAAGGAUGUUGAAGCCAAUACCCUGCGACUGAAGGAGCAUGGGAAGGUGGUGCUUGUUUUGGAGAAGAAUUUGCAAGGCAGUAGCUCCAGUCACCUUCCUGGAACUCCAGGGAGCAGUAGGUACUCAGUAAUGGCUGGGACACCUGAAAAAAUACUGGAUUAUCUGCUGGAAGUCAUGCGUCCAGAUUCCACACUGCAUGAUCCAAUAGACACCUUCCUUGGAGAUUUCCUCCUGACACACGAUUUGUUCAUGCCAACACCACAGCUCUGCAGAACUCUCCUUCAACAUUUCCAUUCAGAGCCUUCAGAAGGCACCGAACAGGACAAGGCUGCUUACAUCCUGGGCAAGAGGCAGAAGAUCCUGUGGCUGGUGAAUCAAUGGGUGCUGCUCUGUGGGCGCCUGUUGCAAGCAGAACCCAGCGUGAUGACCUUCUUGCAGGGACUUUCUGAGUACGCCGCCCAGGAUACUCGUUUGGCCCCCGUGCUCAGGGAACAGAUGCAAGAUCGGCGGAAGAACCGAGUACCUGCAUCCCAUGGACGUUUGAGGUGUUCCCUGGAAAAGCAGAGUGAGCCCAAGUCAAUAUUAUUAUUGGAAGCUGAUGGAUCUUUCAUUCCCUCCCUUGAUAGGUUAGAAAAUGGCAACAGCAGUGGAUCACCAAAACUUCAGGCACGCAGUGUGGUGGAUUGGUUUGCCAUCCAAGAGGAACCAUUUCUGAACAGCAGCUACACCAUCCGAGCCAAGGACAAGAUCCCCUAUGACAUCUAUCGGCCGGACCAUUCUUGCCUCACCACCUUGCUACCAGUGAAUGCGACGGUGCAAAAAAUUCUCGCCUCUUUGGCGGAGAGUCACGGCUGGAACAAAGACUGGCUCCUGAUCAAGAUCAAUUCGUCAGGGGAUAAAGAGGUAUUGCCUAUGGAGGCCUUUGGUGUGUUUACAUCACUGGGGGUGAACGAGAGACUCUUUGCUGUCACUGUCCAGGAACUUCAUAUCUUGACUCCUCACCCAGAGCAGUUGGGCCUCACUGUGGGGUCCUCAGAAAGCUUGGAUUUCAUCAGUUCCAAGGAUCUGGCCAGUCACUUGACAGAGCAUGACUGGAGCCUCUUCAAAAGCAUCCAUCAGGUGGAACUGAUCUACUACAUUUUCGGCCCACGGAAGUUUCCAAGUGCAACCACAGCCAACCUGGAACGCUUCCUCCGUCGUUUCAAUGAGCUGCAGUUCUGGGUUACCACUGAGGUCUGCUUGUGUCUGGAUGUUGUGAAGAGGGCCCAGCUGCUCCGCAAAUUCAUCAAAAUAGCUGCACACCUGAAGGACCAAAAGAACUUGAACUCUUUCUUUGCUGUGAUGUUUGGGCUGAGCCACUCUGCUAUCAGCCGUCUCUCUAGAACCUGGGAGAAGCUUCCUCAUAAGACACGAAAGCUAUAUGGCACCAUGGAACGGAUGCUGGAUCCUUCUUGGAAUCAUCGGGUCUACCGGUUGGCCAUGGCCAAACUGGCCCCACCAAUGAUCCCCUUUAUGCCCCUCCUUCUUAAAGACAUGACCUUCAUCCAUGAGGGCAACUGCACAUCAAUGGAGAACCUUGUCAACUUUGAGAAGCUGCGCAUGAUCGCCAAGGCUGUUCGUCUCGUGCAUCGCUGUCGGAGUCACCCCAACCUUCCACUUUCCCCCUUGCGGAGUCGUCCUCAGCACCUCCUGGAAGAAGCACGGGCCAUGCGUACCUCUACAUGCUCAGAGCAGUCCCUCAGUACCCGUAGCCCGGCUGCUACCUGGGUGUACCUCCAGCACCUGAGAGUGAUCGACAAUCAGAAGGAGCUUUUGCGGCUCUCUCGAGACCUUGAAUCCUGAUGCCAUGAGGAGUUCAGGCUCCUGGACCCAAGAUGUAUAUACUGCUUAUCCCCGGGCAAGAAUGAUCAAGAGGGGCACCUUCUGGUGGGAUAGCCCUCGCUUCAAAUUUGGACAGCGGGGGGAAGGAUCCCAGGCUGACAGGAGAGUUUCUUAACCUCUGCCUGGCACCCUUGAUCUUAAUUCUGGAGUCAGGAAAGUAGGUGCCAUCUGUGCCUCGGCCAGAGGAAGGAUGUGCCAGCUGCUACGCUGAUGCUUUUGUAGCCUACAGAGUUUCUGGUGGGGAACUGCAGGCUGCCUUAUGGAACAGUUGGUGCUGCCUUAUGGUAGGAGCAAAAGCUCCUGCUUCUUAUCAGUGUUCAACAGGAAUGUGGAUUUUUUUCUUUCUUUUUAAAAAAACCAAACUUCUGAGCAAGAUUGGUGUUUGUAUGUUUGGUGGACUGCAACUUACCUGAUUAGGAUUUCUCUCCUCACACAGCCUGGUUCUUGCUGGUGAAGAGUGCUGUAGGUCCGGUGUGGAAACCAUGUGCCUAGGGCCAUCAUUCCUAAAAUACGUUGGUCCACCAAAGCAACGGAAAUUACACCCAGGACUGGCUCAAGACAUUUGGUUGCCUGAGGUCAAGGCCAAGAGGGCGACUCCUCUGUCCACCAUGUACAGAAGCCAGCUGGACUGGCAUAUUUGGCUCUCAACAUCAAGGCUGGUGGCAGGGCUGAGUUCUUGGCCACACCUGAAGUGGCCCAUGUGCUGAAAGGCCCCAGAAUGUGGUGCUCCUCUUUCUCUUGUCUCCUCAAGCAGAGAGAAAUGGUGGGAAGACCAGGAAGACCAACAUUGCAGCUCUCAGUAGCUGCCAGCUGUCUCUCUUUCUCUCUCACACACACACAUGCACAAACAGGGAUAUAUUUAAAAAAGUCAGGGCAAACGUUUGGGCCAUAAGGAGGAGUGGAGGAAAACAUGUUUAUUUUUCAGUUUUAAUAUGAAUCAAAUUAUAUUUUUGGAACUAGAAGGAAAACCAGAAUGCAAUUCCUCUUCACUUUUCAUGUUACUCUGACUUUUGAGAUGCAGUUUUUCCAGUUUUAAAAAGUGUGCAAUGUGUGUAUAUUAGGAAAACUUUGUACAGGGUUACACACUUUAGAGACAACAAUGCCCUGGAUUGUAAGUCUUAAGGAAAAUUGUUUGAAGGAGAAAAUUUUCUCUGGUCCAGUAUUAUAGUUCAUAUCCUGACAUGUUUUUCUUUACAAAAUGUUAAAGAGGUAGAUUAAAAUAUUAUCCCUCUUCCAUCUAUGUAGGUAUCAGCAAUGAUGCAUUGAUUUCCCAUUAAGAGUCCAGUUGUUUUCCUGUUAUCAUUCAGUGGUGGUUUACCCACACACCACCAAAAACCAGAGGAUACAGAAGUUAGGAUAAAUGCUUUCUUAUGUGCCUUGUGAAGAAUUGAGCAAUGAUAAUAAGCAAAUUGUGCUACUUUUCUAGUUCUUUUCAUCUUUAUUUUUUUGUGAGGAAAUGUGUGCAUCUUGACAAUUGAGUUCAGUUUAGGGUUUCAUUCUGUUUUGUUUUUAAAUCAAAGAACUAAACUGGAUUUAAUUCUCAUUCAUCUGCAUUGGAUAAAUUCAGGAGGUACAGCUGUUCCCAAGCUGAAGAGGACCUGGUGCACUUGCCUGCUGUGUAACAUUUUAAAUAUGAGAAGCUUGUCAAAAGAAUAAAAACAAUAAGCAGCACCACAAGCUUACAAUGGAUUCAACAAAAGGUCUGGAGUAGAGAUGGGGACAA
Pogona vitticeps (central bearded dragon) is the source of this 4878-nucleotide messenger RNA. It is a transcript of the gene RAPGEF3, whose product is annotated as Rap guanine nucleotide exchange factor 3. Gene Ontology annotation, cellular component: plasma membrane. NCBI's taxonomy places the organism in Eukaryota, Metazoa, Chordata, Lepidosauria, Squamata, Agamidae. The record is from RefSeq and is a predicted model, not a curated record. Gene Ontology annotation, biological process: Ras protein signal transduction. Gene Ontology annotation, molecular function: guanyl-nucleotide exchange factor activity.